ACCCCAAGUUUUGUAGAUAUAGAAAUCUGUCCUAAUUUCUAUUUUGAAGUCUCUCCUAUAUUGUUGCUUUACCCUUCGGUAAUCUGCUGCUGUUUCACUACUGUUGAUUUAAACAUGUCUUACGAUUAUCUGUUCAAGUACAUAAUUAUCGGAGACACAGGUGUUGGAAAAUCAUGUCUAUUGUUACAAUUCACUGAUCAAAGAUUUCAACCAGUACAUGACCUUACAAUUGGUGUUGAAUUUGGCGCUAAGAUGGUUACUAUUGAUACUAGACCUAUCAAACUUCAGAUUUGGGAUACUGCUGGCCAAGAAGCUUUCAGAUCCAUCACUAGAUCUUACUACAGAGGUGCAGCUGGAGCACUUCUGGUUUAUGACAUAACUAGGAGAGAGACGUUCAAUCAUCUAGCUCGCUGGCUUGAGGAUGCUCGGCAGCAUGCUAGCCCCAACAUGGCAAUUGCACUCAUUGGGAAUAAGUGUGAUCUUGCGCAUCGAAGGGCAGUCACCAAAGAGGAGGGUGAGCAAUUUGCAAAGGAAAAUGGACUUAUAUUUAUGGAAGCAUCUGCAAGAACUUCUCAGAAUGUGAACGAGGCCUUUACAAGUACUGCUAAAAGGAUCCUUCAAAACAUUCAGGAUGGUGUGUUUGAUGUGUCUAAUGAGUCAUCUGGCAUCAAGGUGGGCCAUGUUCGUACAACGGGUCCACAAGCAACAAGAAAUGGAACGAUGACACAGGGAGGAGGGUGUUGCAGUUGAUAAAACAGUUGCAUAAAAGAAGUAGAAAAUGGGAUAAUUCGUCACAGACAUAAAACUCUACCUGAAUUCAAACUGUGUGCACUUGCCUAUGUUUAACCCAAUGUAAGAAUAGAUCUUCUCUUAUUUUCUUCUGUUAUUUAAUGUGAUGUAGCCAAAUAAAAGAACAUGAAAAGAAAUGUACAGUUCAUGAUGUCAAAAUUCCAACUCUAUUA
Molecule: messenger RNA, 962 nt
Organism: Papaver somniferum (opium poppy)
Lineage: Eukaryota; Viridiplantae; Streptophyta; Magnoliopsida; Ranunculales; Papaveraceae
Product: ras-related protein RABB1b-like
Exons: 6
Coding region: 115-750 (211 amino acids)
Biological process (GO): regulation of endocytosis
Cellular component (GO): endosome
Molecular function (GO): GTPase activity; GTP binding
Source: RefSeq, a predicted model, not a curated record